Folsomia candida is the source of this 5291-nucleotide messenger RNA. RefSeq lists its product as uncharacterized. The record is from RefSeq and is a predicted model, not a curated record. The coding region runs from base 586 to 4965 and encodes 1459 amino acids. NCBI's taxonomy places the organism in Eukaryota, Metazoa, Arthropoda, Collembola, Entomobryomorpha, Isotomidae. The transcript is spliced from 17 exons.
UGCGGAGUCAGUUUUGCUCUAGGGACAGAGUGGUUAGUUAGUUAGUUGGUGAAUAUCAAUGUAGUGUGGAGUCAAGUAUCGAUUAUUUUCAAGUGUUUAAAGAAAAAACCAUUCCAAAUUACUGAUUUUUAAACAAUAAAUUCGGGGCAUUAUUAUCUGAAUGAGUUUUCCUUGUUUUCCGAAACAUGACAUAAUUUGGAUAAGGAUAAAAAUUGUUAACACGACAGCAGCACUUAAAAUUAGUAGACUUUCGACACAUGACGGGAGAAAUGAGGGAGUUGAGUGACGGGAUAAAAUGAAAAUUACUAUAAUUAUCGCGUAAUAAGUUGUCUCAAAUUGUCUCAACCCUUUUGGACCUAAGACUCUGAGUAAACAUGUGGUGUGAUUAUUCUUACUUUUUUCUGGACAGGAGGCCAACUCCACUAGUGAACUGAACUGAAGAUAAGACCUAAACUGUCCUCCACGCUGAAGAAAUUGUCUCAUUUGGCCGCCGUUUAUGCUCGGCAACUUAUUUUACCUCCAACUUUCACCUGCUUUCACACCAGUCUGAAUCAUCCGUCUCAUCGGGACGAGGCAGGAGUGACAAUGUCAUGCAAACAGUUUGGAAAUCGGAAAUUUUACCAGAUUCCAGACUCCGCAUCCUCCCCUGAAAUUUGCGGUGGUGGUGGGGAUGAGUCAUCUUCUACGACAAUGAGUAACAACUCAAGUACGGUCAAGAAUUCGAAAAAGUAUCGCUCGAAAAAUGCCCUAUUUCGUGGAAGCACACGCGAACUGGUGGAAAUGGUGGAUCGGAAUAUAAUCGGACGGGAAACCGUGUUCCAAGGACCAUUUGGACCACGACGUAGCGUAUAUUUGGACCACACCGCAUCCGGACAGCCACUCAGAUGCAUAGAGGACUUUGUUCGAGAUGUUGUGCUUCCGUAUUAUGGAAAUACGCACACCACCAGCACCAUCACUUCGUCCCAGACGACCAUGUUCAGGCAAGAAGCCAAAGACAUUGUGCGAAAUUCUGUGGGAGCUUCGGAGCACGACGUAGUUAUCUUUUGCGGAUUCGGGUGUACCGGAGCCGUCCAUAAAUUGGUGCAAGCUGUCAUGGGGGAAAAUAACAAGAAGAGACCACCACCGGUCGUGUUUGUGGGUCCGUUUGAGCAUCACAGCAGUUUUAUUCCGUGGAAGGAUGCGGGUGCAAAGGUCGUGUGCAUUCCGGAGAGCACGAAUGGAAUCCUGGAUGUUGACGUGCUUGAAGAGAAACUUCAAGAAGCGGUUGCGGAAAAGCUGGAAGGACGACUUUUGAUCGGAAACUUUUCUGUGGCGUCCAAUAUUACCGGCUGUCUCACGGACGAUGUUGCAGUUACCGUGCUAAUGCAUAAGUAUGGAGGUUUGGCAUUUUGGGACUACUCCGCAGCCGCCCCACACGUCAAGAUUGCUAUGAAUCCUGUCGUCCUGGAUCAUAAUAAGGAAGGCAUGGGAAAGAAAGAUGCCAUUUUCUUUUCUGGGCAUAAAUUUAUUGGAGGACCGCAGACACCGGGCGUCUUGGUGGCAAAAAAGAGCAUUUUCGACAGUUCCCUUCCCAACGGGGGUGGUGGAGGGAGUGUCUUUUUUGUGACGCAGGAUUCUCAUCGAUACUUACAGAAUACUGAAUAUCGUGAAGAAGGUGGGACUCCAGCCAUCGUUGAGUCAAUCCGACUCGGUCUUGUCUUCCGUUUAAAGGAUACGAUUGGAUCUCACAGUAUUAUUUAUCGAGAAGCUGUCUUUACAAAAAAAAUCCUAUCGGAGUGGGCCAAGUUUGAAGAGAUUAAAAUUCUAGGGAGCAAGACUGAACCUCGGCUGGGAAUAAUUUCCUUCCUCAUUGAACAUUUGGCCAGCGGCUACUAUUUGCACCACAACUUCGUGGUAGCAUUGUUGAACGACUUGUUUGGAAUCCAAUCAAGAGGCGGAUGUGCUUGUGCAGGACCGUAUGGACAAUCUCUUUUAGGCAUUGAUUCUACUUUGGCCCGAAAGUAUGAAGACCUCCUUCUUGAAGACAGCCGCCUUGAUCGGGUGCAUCUUCGUAGAGAUCUUUACAUGGAGGGAUCAAACUAUGAAGUAUUUCGACCUGGUUUUGUCCGCGUUUCUGUCCCAUUCCAUGCAUCCACUCAAGACGUAGAAUACCUGAUUGAAGCCGUCCAACUUAUUGCGCGACAUGGAUAUAAACUUUUGCCAUUGUAUAAUUGCAACCCGGAAACCGGGGAGUUUCACCAUCAUGCAAAUCAUAUUUUCCAUCAUCGCAAAUGGUUGAGUUGGGGAACUUUUGAUGCUGAAGGGAUUCGUUACAAGGAGCGGACAAGGAACAAUAGUGAGGACUAUCCUAAUUUCAAGGAUUGUUUGCAGCAAGCCAAAACACUUUUUGACAAUGCGUACGAUUUGUGCAAACGGAGAAAGCUGGCCGACCAAUCACUCCUCUACAACGAAACUAGUGCGGCGAACCUCCGGUGGUUCAUACUGCCGUCGGAGGCUAUGCCUAUCGUGGAUCCUUCGGGGGGAGGAGGAGGAACCAGUAACACACUAAAAUCCCCGAAACCAUUCACCCCAAAAGUUUACAAGGAGCGAGAAACGCGAGAAACUAACUACUUGGAGGGCUCAGUCCCCUCUCAAAUAAUGCAGUCGUCGUGGUACGAUGAACAAAUUAAUCUCAACUCUUUGCCCCACGCGACCAUCGACCUGGAUUCUGCCGAGCUGGGGGACGGCACGACCAGCGUGAACAACCACUACCUGCCUAGCUCUGUAGAUUAUGAAGAUUCCGAAGAGAACGAGCUACUCGUGUCUGCCGCUUAUUUGGGAACGACAGUAACCGGUCCUUCAAUCUGCUUUGCGAUGGGGGAGUCCAAAACGGUGUACGAAAGCGAUGUGAAGAUAAGAAGGACAGCAACAAAUCGUGCCGCAGCUCCCGAGAUGGAAAGUCACGCGACACAGACACCUUCUUCAAGCUUGUGUGCAACACUGACUCAAACUGCGGAAGAUGCGAAUUGCUCGAUACCACAAAGCCAGCAAAUGAUUUCCAGCAUACCGAUCAAUGGUCAAGUGGUGGCAGGAUCUGAGAUUAAUAACUAUUACAACACGACACCGAAUACGGCUCCACUUUCAUACAACUCAAUCGGACAACCGGACCCAACCGUGUUCUCAUUUCCACACAAUAAUCAGGGGACAAUCACCACAUCGCCCUUAAUGAUUAACAACAACCAUUUAAUGUAUGGCGACGGGAUUAACAAUUACCACGUGAAUUCAAACACGAGCUAUUCUCCAAUUCCUCCAACGAGCAUGACGCCCUUGCCGUAUGACGCCCCCCAACAACAAUUCGUGAAUAUGAAUGGGAACGUCGUUGAUUCAACAAUUUAUCACCAAUCUCCAAUCGUAGUGGGAAGUCCGAUACCCCCUUCGAGUCUCCCCGUUCCCUGCAAUAGCCCUUGUUUCCAGAAUUUCCAAUCUCAGCACAGCUUAGACAGUCAGUACAACUCGGCGCCGGAAUGUUUCAGUAAUAAUAACAUCUCAAGUCCAGCCAUGUCCGCGAGUCCCAUUCCAUACCAGACGUGCACGGAUUCACUCGGUGUCUACACUCCAGUAAUGAGCCCGCAGCAAAACUACGGAAGUAAUAAUGGCACCCCACUAUUUUCCCCGACUGUGGGGUCCAUCAUACCAAUGAAACCACUUUCCGCAACCCCACCCUCCUCCGAGCCUUCCGUGAGUGAGCAGAUCGUGCAAAAUGCGAUGCGCCGAGUUACAGAUCAAAUUGCUAGUGAAUUGAAGUCGGAAAUUCGUGGCCUCGUGUCGCAAGUGGAACAAGGAAUCGAGAACGGGCUCAGAGAACGAGCAAACAGCUUUACGUUCAAGGAUAGAAAAAUCGAAAGUUUGAAACGACGAACGAGAACGUUGAGUGGUCAAUCAAUCAGUAAUGCGCUGGACAAACAGCAUGACCUGGAAGUGAAGAAGAAAGUUGACGUGGAGGAGAAAGUCGUCAACUCGGAUUCCGGAGUGGAGGAAGAAGGAAAGUCUGAUAAGAAGUCGUCAAGUAGCUGUGUAACUUGCAACCCGACUGCUCAUGCAGCUUCAGAAGAGAAAAUGGUCAAAUCCAUGGUGGAAGGGUCAAAAUCAUCUAAAUGGCAUUGUCCUCCGAAAAACGUUUUCAAGCCGGCUUUGGAGGCGUUCCGAGAAUACUCCAUGAUCAAGAAUGGCGACAAAGUACUAGUUUGCCUCAGCGGUGGGAAGGACUCGCUGUCACUGCUCCACUGCAUGCGCCAAGCUCAGUACGUUCUGGCCAAGGAGGGCAUCAAGUUCUCCUUCGGAGCUAUCACCGUUGACCCCAAGCAUCCCGGCUUCAACCCCAGACCACUCAUUCCGUACUUGAAGUUGCUCGACGUUCCCUACUUUUACGAGGAGCAGGCCAUCAUGGACGCCGCCAUGGAUAAGGGCACCGUCUCUUCCAUUUGUAGCUAUUGCAGCCGAAUGAAAAGAGGACGAAUCUAUGCCACGGCGCGUGCGAAUGGGUACAAUGUGCUGGCAUUUGGUCAACACUUGGACGACCUGGCGGAAAGUUUUAUGAUGUCAGUAUUCCACAAUGGCCUCCUUCGAACAAUGAAAGCCUCUUACACCAACAAGGACGGAGACCUUCGAAUCAUCCGACCCUUCGUCUACGUUCGUGAAAAGAGCUUAAGAGAAUUUGCUGAAUCUCGUGGAUUACCAAUCAUCCCGGAAAAUUGUCCCGCAUGUUUCGAAGCACCGACAGAGCGACACCGAAUCAAACAACUUCUUGCCCAUCAGGAGAUUUUAUUCCCGAAAUUAUUCCUCAGCCUCCGGACCGCGAUUAAACCCCUCAUGGCCAUAAAUCGGACUGGGGUGGAGUCAAAAGCGAAAUCUACCAGUUAUUUGGACAAUGCUGAAAGUGGAAAUGAUGAGGAUGUGUUUGGUCCAUGUGGAACCGAUGGAAAUUGAGGGGAAGCUUUAAACAAACAAUUUGUAUGCUAAUUGAUACCAAUAUUUUGACGAUUUGACUCUGUCGCUUAUAUAAAUUAUGAAAAAUCCUAUUAUUUUUACUAUAUUAAACUUGAUGAGAUAUGUACGAUCUUAAAAAAAUAUGACGUGGAUGCUAUCAAACCAACCAACAAAGUCCACGACUAUAAAAAUAGUUCUAAGUAAAUACGAUGCGAAAUCCGGCUUUAUAAUUAUUAUUAGAAUGACUUACACACACAUUUACAUACAUUGUUACCUAUUUAUGUAUUGAACAUAACUGAUCAAUAAAUAAUUAUUGUUGUUGAAAC